AUGAGCUUAGAUCAACGAAUAGCAUUAACCGUUAUUGAAGAACCACAAAUUAUUAAUUUUAUCGAACCAGAUGGAACAGAAAAUGUCAAAGAACCAGAAAAUGAAAUAAAAGACUUCUUAAAAAUCUGGGAACAAGCAAAUAUGAACCUUGAAAAUCUCGAAAAAAUCAUCCGAAGAGACAACGACAACCAAAAUAUUCAAAUUAUGCAGAAAAUUGGUUCUUCUAAAUUCCAUCUUUUCGUUGCAAGACAAGCUUUGCUCAAUACACUUGAAGUUUUAAAGAGUAUCGAUAUCCUUGCAGAUAAGGGUAAGGAUUUCUACACAAUUAACCAUACAGAAUAUUCAAAUACCCAGUCAGAUGAAAAAAUUGAACUCAAUAUUGGAGGUUUAAUCCUAGAUAAACAGCUCCAGUUACAAAAUUCAGCUGAAAGAUUAGCUAAAACAGCCGAAGAACUCUCAGAAGUUGUUCAAAAUUCAAAAAUUUACUAUAGAAAAUUAGAAGAUGCGCAUAAAAAGUAUAAACUUCAAACAUAUUACGAUAAAGCUACUAUGAUGAGUAUUAUAGGUCUAGUCAACCCAAUAAAAGUCCCUCCAACAUCGUCAGCGAUGCUUAUUCAACUAGAUAAAGAAAAGAAGGAAGUAGAAUGGAAUUUUUCGAACAACCUUAGACUAGCAGUUAACGGGUAUCACUACGAACCUAAUACAGACAUUCCUUUCGUUAAUUUGACCGCAGUUAUGCUUCAAGAAAAUCUUUUCCGUCAUUUACAAAAAGAAGGCUGCGAACAGAACUUUAACUACCUCAUAAAUGAAAGUUCUAUGAGAAUCCCCGUUAAAGGACUCAAAGGAGAAAUUAUUAAUUUUGAUUUCACUGUAGAAUCCGAAAAAGGCACUCUUACACCAGUCUGGCUGCCAGCACUAGUAAAGUCCUCCAUUCCGAUCUACUCAACUCCCCUUUCCAGCUUCACAUCCUCGAUGAAAACUGCUGAUUUGACAUUUUUCCUGUUUGAAUUCAUUACAAAGCGAUUUUCCGCAAUAGACAUCUGCACAGUCAACACAUUGUUCUCAAACAAACACGCAAUUUUCAAGAUUUCCUCAUUAUUUACUUCUGAUGUCGCCACGGCCAUCGCUGCUGAAGAUUGCAUCAUCCUUUCGACACCAACACACAUGAAGCUGCCAAUCCGAAUCGAAAUGAAGGAAGCAAAGGAAGAUCAUAAAUUAAACCACUGGGCAGACGUUACAUGGUUCCUUUUAUUCAAGGAUGCAGUUAAUACUUAUACUAGAACAUUCGGAUUCCCUGUUGAAGACUUAAAGAACAAGUUUAUCGUAAAAUGUGACGAUAGAACUGUAGAGUUCGAAGCAACUCACUUUACAAACGAAGCAUAUGUUUCUAUAUCGAUGGGAAGUAUUCAACAGCAGUUCUUGUGGUCAAAUGCUAGAGGUUACUCGCUUCAGGCAAAAUUGAACUUCUUAUUCUUUGCCGACAUCGCUGGAUGA
Messenger RNA from Trichomonas vaginalis G3, 1494 nucleotides. RefSeq lists its product as uncharacterized. NCBI's taxonomy places the organism in Eukaryota, Parabasalia, Trichomonadida, Trichomonadidae. The record is from RefSeq and is a predicted model, not a curated record. Bases 1 to 1494 code for a protein of 497 amino acids. The transcript has a single exon.